GCUGACUCACUGCGCCCAAAACAGGCCCUGAGCGCCCAGUAGACACCAUGGCCGCCCUCCUCUGCGCUCCCUAACCCUCUCCUUCAGCUGAGCUUUGGUUAUGGCGGUGGCAGGUGGCGUAUGCUGGAAAUCUACUAAGUGGCAUUUGGGGUCUGAGCCCCUUCAGACAGGAUCUGAGAGUCUGACGAUUCCUGGACCCCAAGCCCAGCUGCAGGGCUCAGCCAGACAUUGUCAUGAGACUUCCUCCUUGAAGCCUCUCUUGACUCAGAUGCAUGCUCCUAUUCUUAUGAACUUGUAGAAUGAUGUGUGUGGCUUUGAUGAAACGAGCCUCUCCCCCAUCUCUGGGCAUCAGCACCUUGAGGGCAUGAAGGUGACCCUGUGUCCCCUGCACUGGGCCUCGACCAGGGCCAGCCUCGCAGUAGGUGCUCGGUCAGCGUGGGACAGUUGGGACUUUUCCUCCUGACCAGCUCCAGAAAGCAAGGAGGAGAUGGCCACCAAGGAGAAGCUGCAGUGUCUGAAGGACUUUCACAAGGACAUCCUGAAGCCAUCCCCAGGGAAGAGCCCAGGGACAAGGCCCGAGGAUGAGGCUGAGGGGAAGCCCCCCCAGAGGGAGAAGUGGUCCAGCAAGAUCGACUUUGUGCUGUCCGUGGCUGGCGGCUUCGUCGGUUUGGGCAAUGUCUGGCGUUUUCCGUACCUCUGCUACAAAAAUGGUGGAGGUGCAUUUCUCAUACCGUAUUUUAUUUUCCUGUUUGGGGGCGGCCUGCCUGUGUUUUUCCUGGAGGUAAUCAUAGGCCAGUACACCUCUGAAGGGGGCAUCACCUGCUGGGAAAAGAUCUGCCCCUUGUUCUCUGGCAUCGGCUAUGCCUCCAUCGUGAUUGUGUCCCUCCUCAAUGUAUACUACAUCAUCAUCCUGGCCUGGGCCACAUACUACCUGUUCCAGUCCUUCCAGUCGGAGCUGCCCUGGGCGCACUGCAACCACACCUGGAACACGCCCCAUUGCUUGGAGGACACUAUGCGCAAGAACAAGAGCCUGUGGAUCACUCUCAACACCAGCAACUUCACCUCCCCUGUGACCGAGUUCUGGGAGCGCAACGUGCUCAGCUUGUCUUCUGGAAUCGACAGCCCCGGCUCACUGAAGUGGGACCUUGCUCUCUGCCUUCUUUUCGUCUGGUUGGUCUGUUUCUUCUGCAUCUGGAAGGGCGUCAAGUCCACGGGGAAGGUUGUCUACUUCACGGCCACUUUCCCGUUUGCUAUGCUCCUGGUGCUGCUGGUUCGUGGACUGACACUGCCUGGUGCAGGCGCAGGCAUCAAGUUCUAUCUGUACCCUGACAUCAGUCGCCUCCAGGACCCACAGGUAUGGAUCGAUGCUGGGACCCAGAUCUUCUUCUCCUAUGCCAUCUGCCUGGGGGCCAUGACCUCACUGGGGAGCUACAACAAGUACAAGUACAACUCGUACAGGGACUGUAUGCUGCUGGGAUGCCUGAACAGUGGUACCAGUUUUGUGUCUGGCUUCGCAAUUUUUUCCAUCCUGGGCUUCAUGGCACAAGAGCAAGGGGUGGACAUUGCUGAUGUGGCUGAGUCAGGUCCUGGCCUGGCCUUCAUUGCCUACCCAAAAGCUGUGACAAUGAUGCCGCUGCCCACGUUUUGGUCCAUUCUCUUUUUUAUUAUGCUUCUCUUGCUUGGACUGGAUAGCCAGUUUGUUGAAGUCGAAGGACAGAUCACGUCCUUGGUUGAUCUUUACCCAUCCUUCCUAAGGAAGGGUUUCCGUCGGGAAAUCUUCAUCGCCUUGAUAUGUAGCAUCAGCUACCUGCUGGGGCUGACGAUGGUGACGGAGGGUGGCAUGUAUGUGUUUCAACUCUUUGACUACUAUGCAGCUAGCGGUGUAUGCCUCUUGUGGGUUGCAUUCUUUGAAUGUUUUGUUGUUGCCUGGAUAUAUGGCAGUGAUAACUUGUAUGACGGUAUUGAGGACAUGAUCGGCUAUCGGCCUGGGCCGUGGAUGAAGUACAGCUGGGCCGUGGUCACUCCAGUUCUCUGUGUUGGAUGUUUUAUUUUCUCUCUCGUCAAGUACAUACCCCUGACCUACAACAAAGUGUACGUGUACCCUACCUGGGCCAUCGGGCUGGGCUGGAGCCUGGCCCUGUCCUCCAUGGUGUGUGUCCCCUUGGUCAUGGUCAUCCGCCUCUGCCAGACGGAAGGAUCGUUCCUCGUGAGACUCAAGUACCUGCUGACCCCGAGGGAACCCAACCGCUGGGCCGUGGAUCGAGACGGGGCCACACCCUACAGCUCCCACUCGACCAUGAAUGGCGCUCUCAUGAAACCGACCCACAUCAUAGUGGAGACCAUGAUGUGAGCUCUCUCGGGCUGACGGGGCUGCUUUCCUGCUGUUUACUAACAUUAGAUUCUCAUAGGACCAGGUUUACAGAGCUUUAUAUUUGCACUAGGAUUUUUUUUUUUUUAAUUGU
Molossus molossus (Pallas's mastiff bat) is the source of this 2462-nucleotide messenger RNA. RefSeq names its product solute carrier family 6 member 6 (gene SLC6A6). Gene Ontology annotation, cellular component: plasma membrane. The coding region runs from base 488 to 2350 and encodes 620 amino acids. The record is from RefSeq and is a predicted model, not a curated record. The transcript is spliced from 14 exons. Gene Ontology annotation, molecular function: taurine:sodium symporter activity. NCBI's taxonomy places the organism in Eukaryota, Metazoa, Chordata, Mammalia, Chiroptera, Molossidae. Gene Ontology annotation, biological process: taurine transmembrane transport; neurotransmitter transport; sodium ion transmembrane transport.